Messenger RNA from Gossypium raimondii (Peruvian cotton), 1711 nucleotides. Its product is annotated as cytochrome P450 CYP82D47. The annotation marks the transcript as partial. Lineage: Eukaryota; Viridiplantae; Streptophyta; Magnoliopsida; Malvales; Malvaceae. The record is from RefSeq and is a predicted model, not a curated record. Gene Ontology annotation, molecular function: heme binding; monooxygenase activity; iron ion binding. Gene Ontology annotation, biological process: defense response to other organism. The transcript has 2 exons.
AAUCUUAAAGUGGGAAUCUGGCGAUGGAUUAUCUCCAUUCCACUCACAGCAACUUCAACUGCUGCAAUCAUUGCUUUUCCACUACUUUUUCUUUUCUCUUUUCUAUGGAUCUCAAGAAGAAACACAAACUCGAAGAAAACAGCACCAGAAGCUGGUGGAGCAUGGCCUAUUAUUGGUCAUCUCCGCCUCUUAGGAGGAUCACAACCACCUCACAUAAGCUUGGCUAACAUGGCUGACAAAUAUGGAAGAAUCUUCAGUAUCAAGUUGGGUGUGCAUAGAGCUUUGGUGGUGAGCAAUUGGGAGAUUGCUAAAGAAUGUCUCACCAUAAAUGAUAAAGCAUUCGCCUCUCGUCCAAUGCUUGCAUGCUCGGAAAUUAUGGGUUACAACGGUGCCAUGAUUGGCUUUGUGCCAUAUGGACCUUAUUGGCGUCAAGUGCGUAAGAUUGUCACUAUUGAGCUCCUCUCAAAUCACCGACUUGAAUUGCUUAAACCUGUGAUGGAAUCCGAGAUAAAGACAUCUCUGCAACAGUUAUACCAGCUGUGGAACAAGAAGAAAAGUACUAACUCCGAUAAAGUAUUGGUGGAGAUGAAGGGCUGGUUCAAAGAAGUUACUCUGAAUGUUAUUAUGAGGAUGAUUGUAGGGAAGCGACUUCCAAAUUCCAGUGAAGGAGGUGAAAACUUGAAAUGGAAGAAAUAUUUGGAUGACUUCUUUGAACUGAGUGGAAAGUUCCUAAUAUCAGAUGCGUUGCCGUUUUUAAGAUGGUUGAACAUAGGUGGAGACAUGAAGUGCAUGAAGAAGACAGCGAAAGAAUUGGACCAAGUUGUGCAGGGAUGGCUACGAGAGCACAAGCAGAAGAGAGCUGAAAAUAAGGCAAAUAGCGAGGAAGAUUUCAUGGGAGUGAUGCUGUCUAUUCUUAGUGAUGCGGAGGAACUCCAUGUUGAUACAAGCAAUAAAGCCAUCAGUCUCGCUAUCAUCAUAGCGGCGGAGGAUACAACGUCAGUUACUCUGACAUGGGCUUUGUCUCUGUUACUCAAUAAUCGUGACACAUUAAGUAAGGUCCAACAAGAGCUAGAUGUUAAGGUUGGUAAGGAUAGGUUGGUAGUGACGGAAUCAGACACCAAAAGCUUAGUGUACCUUCAAUCCAUUAUUAAGGAAACGCUACGCUUAUACCCUGCUCUUCCACUAUCCCUGAUCCAUGAAGCCAUUGAAGACUGCACAGUUAAUGGAUAUCAUGUUUCAGCUGGCACUUGGCUUAUUAUAAAUCUUCAUAAGAUUCAUCGUGAUCCACUUGUAUGGGCAAAUCCCUCUAAAUUUCAACCUGAAAGAUUUAUGACCACACAUAAAGAUGUUGAUGUGAGGGGACAAAAUCUUGAACUGAUUCCAUUUGGAAGUGGUAGAAGAAUGUGUCCCGGACUUUCAUUUGCACUUCAGAAUUUGUCACUUAUACUAGCUAAUGUGUUACAUUGGUUUGAGUUUGAGACCUCGUUCGAUGAAGCCGUUGAUAUGCGUGAAGCACCUGGCCUGACGAGUUCUAAAGCAACUCCAUUAGAAGUUCAUAUAACUCCUCGUAAUCCUACUUAUGUUUACCAAUUAUUAUAAGAAUUAACUUUUUAGUAUUAUUACUAUUUAUAUCUUUUUUGUGGAUAUCAAAAUGGUUAGUAUAUUGCUUAUUUAUCGAACUAUUAUUAUAUACACGAUCAAAAAUAAAUAU